Macrosiphum euphorbiae (potato aphid) is the source of this 2790-nucleotide messenger RNA. The record is from the annotation of a GenBank genome assembly. NCBI's taxonomy places the organism in Eukaryota, Metazoa, Arthropoda, Insecta, Hemiptera, Aphididae.
AUGUCGGGAGACGUUACAAAAGACGCAAAUCUGUUGAAAGAACAAGGCAAUGUGGCAUUUAAGGAUGGAAAUUGGCUAAAAGCUUUGCAAUAUUACACUUCUGCGUUGGAUCUACUGAAGGAAAACAUUCGCGAUAAAUCGAUAUUGUACAAAAAUCGGGCUGCUGUGUACAUUAAGUUGGGUGAGUUUGAAAAUGCAGUCCGUGAUUGUAGUGCAUCAUUGGACAUAGUUGCAAAUGAUCCGAAAGCAUUGUUCCGACGUUGCUGUGCUUAUGAAGAGCUUGGAAAAUACGAAGAAGCCUACAUAGAUGGUAAGCAAUGUUUGUCCUCCGAUCCAUCAAAUAAAGAAAUACAGCCUGUUUUAUCGAGAUUACAUCCAAUUGUACAAGAGAAGGUGAGAGAAAAUGCUCAACUGUCUAAUAAAAUUGAAAGCAUGUUCAAAUAUGCUUUUAAAAUCGAAGAGAGUCUAGAAAAACGUACUACAGCCAUUAAAAAUUUAUUGGUUUUAACUAAAGAAUCAAGUAGUGGAAGUACUGGUUUGUUGAAAUCUGGUAUUGUUAACAAAAUUAAAGGUCUCUUAAAAAAUGAUCAAAAUGCCGAAGUACGAAUAAAUGCCCUGAGAAUAUUUGGUCAACUGUGCAAAAAUGAUGAAACUCGUACUAAGCAAGUCUUGGUUGAACUUGGUGUUCCUUGGUUUAUAGAUGCGUUAAAUACUGAAAAUCAAAACGAAAUAAACGGUGUUACAUUCAUUAUACAGGAGGCACUGAAUAGUUUAACAGGCAUGUCCAACACAUUAGAUAGUUCUCCAAACGAAGAAAAAUGCACAAAGAACUCAAAAGAAAUAGACGCAAUUCUGACUUGUUUAGUCUGUUCCGUGGACCGUCAUUCUAUUAAUAAGUUUGCAAGAGAUUCCAUUAUAGAGAUAUUGACAAGAAAUGUUCAUUUUAACAAUAUAAAUUGGGCUGAACGUUUAAUUGAUAUGAAGGGAUUACAGAGAUUGUUGGAAGUAGCUGCUGAACUCAUUGAAACCCAGUAUGAAUCAAAAAUGGAAAUCACUGAAUACUCCCAUACUAACGUUUCAGUUUGCUUGUCAAAAAUAUAUGACAACAUGACGUGUGAUAAAUCCCGGGAGAAAUAUGUAAAUGCUGUUGAUGAGUUCCUGAAGGAAAAGCUACUAGACCCAGAUAUAGAAUCUAAAGUCCGAGCUAUAUCAACCAUAACAGUAUUGCUUAUGGGUCCAAUAGAUGUUGGAAAUUCAAUUAUAUCGAGAGAUGGCAUUAUUGAAAUGAUUCUCACAAUGGCUACAACAAAUGACAAAGUACAGCAAAAAAUUGCAUGUGAAUGUAUUAUUGCUGCUACAUCAAAAAAGAGUAAGAUUACGCCAAUUGUGAAGCAAGGUACCCAAAUACUUAAAAACCUGUACAAGAGUGGUGAUGAUGAUAUACGCAUUCGUGCACUGGUUGGCUUAUGCAAACUCGGCAGUAGUGGUGGAAGUGAUGCUUCAAUCCGUCCAUUCUCAGAAGGCUCUACUCUUAAAUUAGCCGAAGCUUGCCGUAGAUUUUUAAUACAUCCAGAUACCAAUCCGGAUACAAAAAGAUGGGCUGUAGAAGGGUUAUCUUAUUUAACAUUAGACGCAGAGGUUAAAGAAAAGCUAGUUGAAGAUCAAGCAGCAUUGGUGGCCAUUAUGGGGUUAGCUAAAUCAGAGAAAACAUCAGCGAUGUAUGCUCUAGUAUCAAUAUUUGUCAAUUUAUGUAAUGCAUAUGAAAAACAAGAGGUUAUUCCAGAAAUGAUUGAACUUGCAAAAUUCUCUAAAUGUCAUGUACCAGAAGACCAUGAACUAGACGAUAUGGAUUUUGUCAAUAAGAGAAUUAUGUUAUUAUGUAAAUAUGGUGUCAUAACGGUCCUUGUACAACUGUCCAAAACAGAAAGUUUAAACAUAAAAGAACUUAUUUCGCGACUAUUCAACGCUAUUUGUGUUCUACCAGAAAUCAGGGGUGAAGUAGCUAAAUUGGGAGGUUUAAAAUCUCUCUUGGAACUUGCUCAUUCAGGUACACCUAAAGGCAAAAGACAAGCUUCUCAAGCUCUAGCCAGAAUAGGAAUUUCCAUCAAUCCAGAAGUCUCUUUCAAAGAACAACGUUGCCUAGAAUCUGUUCGGCCAUUCCUUGGUUUAUUGCACCCGGACUGUACGGCAUUAGAGAACUUUGAGGCAAUGAUGGCACUUUGUAACAUGGCGUCUGUGAAUGAAAGGGUACGAAAGAAGAUAUUAGACACUGGGGGUCUACAGCUCAUAGAAAGUUAUUUAUUUGAAGAACACCAAAUGCUUAGGAGAGCAUCUGCCCAAUGUUUUACUAAUCUUAUGAUGUCUCAUGAUGUCAUAAAGAUAAUUGAAGGUGAAAAUGACAAAUUAAAAAUGUUAUUCCUGUUAUGUGAGGAAGAGGAUGAAGAUACAGCAUUAGCUGCUGCUGGAGCAGUUGCAAUAGCUGUGUCAAAUAGUGUACUAUGCUGUCAAAAAUUAAUGAAGUUUAACAAUUGGGAAGAAUCUUUGAAGGCUUUAUUAGCACAUCCUAAUAAUGCAAUGCAGCAUAGAGCUUUAGUGAUUGCACAUAGUUUAAUAGGUACCGACAAAGAUAUUGCUGAAAAAAUUUUUGCCACCGACAUCAUGGAAGUAUUAAUGGCACUGUCAAUAAUGGAAGAUGAGAAGAAAAAAGAGAUUAGAGAAAUGGCCAACAAAUGUUUGAAACUAGCAGAAAGUUUGAAACUUAUAAAAAAACCUGAUUUUGAAGAAGAAUAA